AUCAAGAUCCGGGAGGACUGCCUCCCCUUUCCAUUGUAGGGAUCAGGAUCCAGGACUGUGCCCCACGUUAUAGGAAUCAAGAUCCAGGAGGACUGUGCCCCCUGUUGUAGGGAUCAAGAUCCAGGAGGACUGCCUCCCCUUUCCAUUGUAGGGAUCAGGAUCCUGGAGGACUGUGCCCCCCCUUUCCAUGGUAGGCAUCGGGCUCCAGGAGGACUGCUGACCUGUGCAAUGCUGAGCUCCUGCUGUGUUAUUGAUCCCACCUGGGAGGUCCAUUCUUCCGAGUAAACAAAGCCCCCGCUGUGCCCCACCAGCCCCAGGUGAAUGGAGGAGAGCCGCCCGCUGUAAAUGGUCUGAUUGUGUCCUUCCCAUCCAUCGCCCCUUUUCCUCCUGUAAAUGGCUUCAUUCCCGGAGUCCGAUUUCCAGCUGUGCCCGCUGUGUAAGGAGAUGUGCGUGUCCUCUGCCCCCAUCUCUUCCUCCAGCUCAUCCUCAUCUUCCUCCCAAACCUCCAGCAGCAGCACCGGAGGGAGCGGGAACCUAGGCGCGCCCCCCCGAAGAUUGCACGUAUUGCCGUGUCUUCACGCCUUCUGCCGCCAGUGCUUGGAGGGCCACCGGAGCCCCGGCGACUCCAUGCAGCUGCAUUGCCCCGUUUGCGACCACAAGGUGCUCAUGUCGGAGGCGGGCAUGGACGCCUUGCCUUCCUCGACCUUCCUUCAUCUCAGCAACCUGCUGGACGCGGUGGUGGGGGCCUCGGAGGAGCCGCAGAGCAACGGAAGCAGGGGCAGCGGAAGCGGCCCCCGGCGUCAACAGCGGCCACGCUCGGCCUCGUGUUCCUCAUCCAGCCUCCUGCGCCGAGCGCCACCCCACCAGAUGGAACCGCGCUGCUCCUCCUGCGACGAGGGGAACGGGGCGAGCUCACACUGCCUUGACUGCCAGGAGAACCUGUGCGACAACUGCCUACGGGCCCACCAAAGGGUGCGACUCACCAAGGACCACUUCAUCGAGCGCUUCACUGGACCAGGAAGCAGAGGACAUGGGUGCAUCAGCGGCACAGCGUCCCCCUGCAACUCUGCGGCGUCCAGCGCCGCCACUACCUCAUCCUCCUCAUCGCCCUUCCAGGGAAAUGCCUUCCCCAUUCUGCCCAUGUACCCCGAGAGAUUGGCCUACUGUCAGCAGCACGAUGAGGAGAUUUGCAAAUCUGGAGAGCGCAAGACAGUGUAUACCCUGGCGGAUCUGGUGAGGAUUAAGAAUUGGGUUCUACAUUUCUACUGUGAUUCGUGCUCUAUCCCUAUAUGUCGUGAGUGCACUAUGGGACGUCAUGCUGGGCACAGUUUUGUCUACCUCCAAGAUGCUCUUCAGGAUUCAAGGGCACUUACUAUUCAGCUUCUGGCAGAUGCUCAACAGGGGCGUCAAGCAAUCCAGCUGAGUCUUGAGCAGGCCCAAGCACUGGCAGAGCAAGUUGAGAUGAAAGCCAAAGUAGCGCAAUCUGAGAUCAAAGCAGGCACUUCCAGGCAUAAGAAGGCACUCGAGGAGAGGGAAUGCGAGCUGCUAUGGAAGGUGGAAAAGAUUCGUCAAGUUAAAGCAAAGUCUCUCUACCAUCAGGUUGAUAAACUUCAUCAGGCGCUAAACAAACUAGACAGCACAAUCAAUGCAGUACAGCAGGUUUUGGAAGAAGGCUGCACAAUGGAUAUCCUUAUUGCCCGCGAUCGUGUAUUGGCUCAAGUGCAAGAUCUAAAAAAUGCUAGAGGUCUGUUACAACUUCAAGAAGAUGAUAGGAUUAUGUUCACUCCACCUGACCAGGCUUUGUACCUUGCCAUCAAAUCAAUGGGCUUAGUCAGUAGUGGUGCUUUUGCAGCACUAACAAAAGCCACAGGAGAAGGCCUGAAACGAGCACUUCAGAGCAAAGUUGCAUCCUUCACUGUUAUUGGCUAUGACCAUGAUGGUGAAGCACGGUUAUCAGGUGGUGACCUUAUAACUGUGCUGGUUAUGGGCCCUGAUGGGAAUCUGUUUGCAGCUGAUGUCACUGAUCAGAUGAAUGGUACAUAUUUGGUUAGUUAUAGGCCGCAACUUGAAGGAGAACACCUUAUCUCUGUAAUGGUUUGCAAUCAGCACAUUGAAAACAGCCCGUUUAAAGUCAAUGUGAAGUCAGGUCGUUGCUACUUGGGGAUUGGGCUUCCCUCCCUUUCAUUUGGGGGAGAGGGUGAUCAUGAUGGAAAGCUUUGCCGUCCCUGGGGUGUCUGUGUGGAUAGGGAAGGCUAUAUUAUUGUCGCUGAUAGAAGUAACAACCGCAUUCAAAUCUUCAAGCCCUGCGGUACUUUUCAUCACAAGUUUGGCAGUUUAGGAUCAAGACCUGGUCAAUUUGACCGGCCUGCUGGCGUUGGCUGUGACAGUUCUCGUAGGAUUGUGGUAGCAGAUAAGGACAACCAUCGUGUUCAAAUAUUUACAUUCGAGGGCCAGUUCUUACUUAAAUUUGGUGAAAAAGGGACCAAGAACGGUCAGUUUAAUUACCCUUGGGAUGCUGCUGUCAAUUCAGAGGGGAAGAUCCUUGUCUCUGACACCCGAAAUCACCGUGUCCAAUUAUUUGGUCCAGAUGGGACAUUCCUGAACAAGUAUGGGUUUGAAGGUGCUCUCUGGAAGCACUUUGACUCUCCCCGUGGUGUGGCAUUCAGUCAGGAUGGAUACUUGGUUGUCACUGACUUUAAUAACCAUCGUCUGCUUAUAAUCAAGCCAGACUGCCAGUCAGCACAUUUCUUAGGCUCCGAGGGCACAGGCAAUGGGCAGUUCCUGCGGCCUCAGGGUGUUGCAGUAGAUCAGGAAGGACGCAUCAUUGUGGCAGAUUCUAGAAACCACAGGGUACAAAUUUUUGAGCCAAAUGGAAGCUUCUUAUGCAAGUUUGGCACUCAAGGAAGUGGCUUUGGCCAGAUGGACCGCCCAUCUGGUAUAGCUGUUACACCUGAUGGCACAAUUGUCGUGGUCGACUUUGGUAAUAAUCGGAUUCUUACCUUCUAAUCAGUUUUCAACACAAAACUAUCUCAGGGAAAAUCUUUCAAGAAGUAUAUAAUAUACAACAUUAUUGAGCACCUACCUCAUUAUUUUUUUCUUUUUUUUUUCUUUUUUUUUAUUACAAACAAACUAUAAUCUGCAAAAGUAGAGCCUGUGAAGAAUAAAAACAAAACUUGGGAAAGAAAAUCUACCUCAAAACCUCUUGGAAGGAGAGGUGUUGUUUCAUUUUUCUUAUCCUGCACAAAAUAUUGAUUUCGACUUACCUCAAAUAUGAACAACAAGCAAAAGACAGACAAGUCUAUACCUCCUAAGAGAAUGUCUCUUGUGAAUAAAGCCACAAAGGGCUAUAAACUUAAAGACAAAUACCAGGAAUAUUACUGAAAUUAACUUUUUUGAUUUUUUUUUUUCUUCUUCUUCUUGUGGAGAAAACACUUGUGUCCUCUAUAACCAAAUUUUUUAAUUCAUCCUUUACCUGUGCUGCUGCAACAGAGGACACUUUGUAUAUUACCUCAGUGCGUUUCAGAACAGAAGAUACCUCUGUAUGCAAAUUCAUCAGUGUUUAUUUUAUUCUGAUCAAAUUUCACAUACCUCAGCAACUGAGAAUCAUUUUCUAAAAUCUGCAAUGUCUAUGUCCUAUUUAAGUAAUGUGAUGCUUAGUGUAGUAGAUGCUGAAUGUCUGAAUCAUUGCUUCAAAAUUGUGUUAAUUUUCCAAAUUCCAUUUGGCACCCGACGCAUGAAUGUGUGAGUGUGUGUUACUAGGAUAACAUAUGUUCCUGUUGAUUAGCCUAUAGGGGUUGAAUAGUAUAAUGAAGCACAACUUGAAAAAGGUCAAAAUAUUUUCUUGUCUGUACAUAAGAUGUUUUAGGCAGACCUGACCGUUGUGGUGGUGUAUCUCUGUAGGGGUUACACUAGUGGUGGACAAAACUUAUACUCUACUGAGCCUAGAUGAGUCGGAAGGCUGGUUUGUAGUUCUGCUGUAAUCUAGAUAAACCUUAUACUGUAUUGUACAGUAUAGUUUUUUUUUUUUUUUAAACGGCAGCUACCUGCAGUCUGUGUUUUGACAUUACUAUAGAAGACACUGACACAUCGAUUGACAAGGCUCAAGUGGAUACAGAAUGUUUAUAGCAGAAACCAAUGUUAAUAGUUUUCACUAUUGGAGAGAAGACUAAAUAGAUGCUUAGGUUCAAAUUAGUUUGCUUUUUAAUUUUACUUUUUUAAGUAAAAACCAUGCUGAUUAAAAUAAAAAAUGACACUAAUAUUUGUUAGUCAAGUGAGCGCCUUUUUAAAAUGUUUUUAUUUCUUGGCAGUAUCCAAAGAACAUUAAAUAAAAAAAACGAAAAAACACAGGAUUAGAAUUCCUUUGUUCAAAAAAAGUACGUUAAUUUUGGCUUCACAGUUGCUUAAAACUGAUGUCAAGUUUUACUUUCACUCUAGUUUGGGCCAAGCUGGUCCAAAUGUACUAUUUUCUUCAUUAACGUGUGCCCACUGUAUGUAGCCUCAGCUACUUUCAGUAUACAGCACUAUGUUCCUAGUAUGAAAUGAGACCUUCCUGUCUCGCACCCUGAACAAGAUGCGUGUCUGUCUGAGCGGCACUAAGCCAUUCAUAGGCAACUUUGUAUUCAGUGAAUAAAAAGCUUCCUCUGAUUGGUGGAGUCAGAGAGGUGGACUGAUGUCACAAUGAUGCCAAUCGGACGAAUCCUUGUAUUCAUUGAUGGGAACACCCAUGACUGGCGCAAUUUUGUUUCAGGUGCGAGAGGAGAAGGUUGUGUGUCUCGCACCCGGAACACACUGAGGCUACAUACAGUUUUUACAGAGCGCUUGGCCGGUGCACGUGUUGUUGGUGCGCUUGGACCAAACAAACUAUUUAAAGUGAAAGUAAACCCGGACAUCAGUUUUAAGUCUAAGAUUUUGCAAAUUUUAGUCACAUGGCUGACAAUUUUUAGAUUAUCCUUGUGGAAAAACUUUGUGAAUUGGGCCUUUGUACUUUGAACACAGCUUGGUGGAUCAUUUAAAAUGACACUGCAAGCAGCAUGUUGGCACUCAUGCUAAUGGGAAAAGUGUUUUAUUUUUUUGCAAUUUUAAAGGCAAAUUUUCUAAUAAUCCAUUUUGAUAUGUCCAGAAGUGUGAGGAGUUUAUUUUAAACGGCAUGUGUAUUUUGCAAAUUUCAUUUUUGAAUUAAAAUCUUUAUAAAUUGAUGAGCCCCCCCAGCCAAAGAUUUCCUUUCCUAUCUUGGAAAAAAUUAGUUGCAUUUAUAUGAACUGAUCUGCAUGUUUUGCAGGCUGUGAACAUAUUUUCCCAAUUUUUUGCACUUUUUUUUUCAUUUUGUAUAUUUUUUAAUCCUAACUAACUCUGAUCUCCUUAAAGAAGGCUGAUGUAAGGGUUAUCUGUUUAACAGCAGUUCUAUUUUUGGAAUAUUAAAAUUUUAUAUCGCUCGCUCCAAUUUAUAUUCUGGCUGCACUUCAUGUUCUCGAGCCAGUAGAAACCUGACCCUUUAAAAUGUGUGUGUGGCUUUUUUAACUUGUGUUACCAAGAGAUGCAAUGACACCAUCUUUUUACUAAGAAACAUAAUAAGGUUUGUAGCUACACUAAGUCAGCUCAGCUAUAUUUGGGGUUGGUAUAUACUUUUUAUUUUAUUUUUGACCGCACAUACUUUGGAUUUUAGUUCUCAUCCCAUGGAACCAAAGUUGGCCUCCGUUAACCGUAAACUUUGUACACAUUGGCCUUCCUUAUGCUGAAUCGGAGGUGUUUGGCUUCUUUUUUGUUUUUUAUCCUUCAGUUCCCGAUAUAGAUUAUUAUGGCAUGUAUACACAAUAUGUUGUAUAUGCCAUAUAGUGUUGCUUCUCGUUUCUCGUAUGCUUCUCAUUUUUACCUCCAGUAAUUAUGUUUUUAUCAACCUAGGCCUCACACCUUGAUAUCACAGCCAUCAUCAUAUAUGCUGUGAUUUAUUAUUUUCAAGCUGAUAUUUUUAGCUGGCAUGAAAGCUCAAAUAUAUAUCUUUUGCUCAUCCAUUUAAUAGAGACUGAAAUGUAUUCCUGCCAAUCUUUUGGACAGGCAUCUGAAAUACCUAGAACUUAAAUGCUGACAACACACAAUUCAAUUUGGUUAGAUUAACAAAUUGUAGUGAGGAUUUAAGUCCUGUAAUAUUGGUAGCUUGUUUAGGUAGGCCUACAUAGUUUCUUGUGAAUCUGAGAAGUUAAAUUUAGACAAAAAUGGACUGAUUGGAUUUGUUUCCCAAUUCAAAAACUUUCAUGGGUCAUUUUUGCAGAUUACUCUAAUCUUGGCACAUUAACUAAAAAUUCUGGGGAAGACUAUAACCUUGACUAGAACAUUGGCCUAAUCCUAACCCUUUUUUAGGCAUAUUAUCAAGAACUGGAUCUGACAAUUCCCCAGACAUUCAAUACAUUUGAAUCUUCCAGGUACUUGUUUUGUUUUCUUUGUUUUUUUUUAAUGAAUGACAGUGAUUAACUCCCUAACAGUGAAUGUUUGGUGAAAGUCACAUUCAUGGCUUUAAACCCUUUGUGUAUAUUGGGAUAAAGCUGAGGGAAUAGCUUGUCAACAGGGAAAGUUGUGUAAAUGGCCAUUGAUUGGUAAGACACUGGUGGAAAAAUCCCAGAAUUUUGCAGAAUAUAUUUCAGGCAUUGGCUAUAGCCAAGAAAAUAAAUGAUUUCUGAUCUAUUUUCAGAAACUCUGAAUCAAGUUUUGUGCCAAAUGUUUUUUUCUUUAAAGUGAGAAAAUUUGUUUUUUUCCGAAUGUGCAAAUCUGGCUAAAAUAUUACUUAAAUCAACUGACGCAUUGGAAAACUUAAAUCUUAUGCAUUUAGUACACUCUAUUAAGAAAAUUUGAUGUGUUUGGUGCAGUGUAACAUAUGUCAAUAUUUUAACCUUUCCUAUUUUUAGAGAGUAGAUAGGGGGAUAUCCUAUUUGGCAUCUUAUGACUGGUUAAUUUUAAUUUGAUUGGAGAACGUGCCAGCGUUGCUACACUUACUUGUUACACUUUUAAUUGCCUAAACCGAUGAUGUACAUUUUUUUUUUUUUUUGCUUUGCUCCAAAAUAACCCAGCAAGUUGUUGUCGUUGUCGUAUUACGUUCGUCAUCUUUGCUGUAAAUAUAUAUGAAUGUAUUUUUGGGAGUGCACCUUUAUCAACAGUAGAAUGUUACAGCUAUGUUUUACAGCAUGGUUUAAUGACUGUAACUUCUAUUUGUAUAAGACAGUGAAUGUAUGUGUCUGUAUGCUUUCCUAUAUCUCCCCUUGGGAGUAUGCUUUCUACAAAGAAAUAUAAAAACCAAAGAUAAAACUGCCUUGACACCCAUUUAUGUAAGUGCUCUUCCCUUCCGGGUGAUAAGUGUAGAAUGAGAAAAGGACUGGGCCCAUUGGUAUCAAACCAUUAGAAAUAGGAUCUGUUCUUUGAAAUGAACCUUGAACAGUUAAAUGGGCUUUAAGUUCAAUUGACUUUUCUGACUUGUAGUGUUGCAGUGCCAGUUAAAGCCCUGCAACAAUAAACCUAAUAUUUCAAGGGGUGAUCUAGCGUGUAAUUAUGUAGGGGGGGUGGGGGGUUGGGGGUAGUUCAGAAAGUUUAUGAAUACUAUUUAAAAACUUUUUUUUUUUUUUCCUCUCUGUAGUAAAUGUUACACUAAAAAUAAGUGUGGUUGUUGGAGAAUGUUGCAUAAAAAAAACAUGCAAUAGUUAUUGCCUUUCACAGCUUCUGAGCAUUUUUAGAUGUUUUACCACUAUCCUCUUCUAAAGUUCUGACUUGAGGAUUUUUUAAUUCAUGUAUGUAAAGUGACCCACCACAUAUUUGGUCUUUGCUGGCUGGUACAAAUUGCAGUUUGUUGCAUGCUGCCUGAAUGCUUAUGUUAAAGUAUAUUGCCAGGUUCAGGCGGUGGUCAACAUAUGUCUGGGCAACUAGGAGUAGUAGUCAAUCUAUGGUAACUGAAGGAAAAAUGCACGGAUGGUAUUUGCAUUGCUCAGAUGCUUUAACAAACCGUCCAAGCGUGUCUCACUGCAACAACAUGGAAAGAUGGUGAUUUAUUGCAUCGUGUGACUGUUUUUAUGAAUAUGUACUGAGGCUUCUAAACCACAACCGUUUUUUGUCAAACCUGUCCUGUAAGCUAAUUUUUACACGUUCAAUCUGGUCUUACAAACUAUAGUUUUCUUAUAUUGAUUGUAAAAUAUGUUUAUUGCAUUGUUGCCACUCAAACUGUAAUAAUUCUCUAGGCGAUUGGCAAUUAGAAUCUGUGUAUGCCUGAUGGUCAUUUACAUUUUUUCCUAAGUGAACAAUAGUGGCUCCCAUGUAGAACAAUGUUUGAUUUGAUUGUCUUUAUACUACCCAAGUUGAAAUCUGCGUAGAUAUAAUCAGAAAUUUUUUAUCCUAUCACUAUUUUUGACACCCUUGUUUAAUAUUGGGAUCUAAUCUAAUCCUUUAUAGUCCAGCAUAUAUUAAGACCUUUGUACAAUUCAACCUAAAAAUAUAUUAUACAAUAUGGGGCCAGGUUUACAGAGAAAAGUAUAUAUUUUUUUUUUUUAAUAUCCAUGUCUGCGAGGAGAACGGUCAUUGUACAAACAUUUGGUUGCCUUCAGCAUGCAUCCAGGGUCGUACGUCGGUGGGAUCCCUUUCUGAUGGAAACGUUGCUAUCAUAGUUUUUAGUUUAAUUUCCCUGUCUGUGUUUUAGGCCGGAAUCACACUAGUGCGUUGCUUUUUUGAGCUGCGUU
Rana temporaria (common frog) is the source of this 8708-nucleotide messenger RNA. It is a transcript of the gene TRIM71, whose product is annotated as tripartite motif containing 71. The transcript is spliced from 5 exons. Gene Ontology annotation, molecular function: ubiquitin protein ligase activity; zinc ion binding; protein binding. NCBI's taxonomy places the organism in Eukaryota, Metazoa, Chordata, Amphibia, Anura, Ranidae. Gene Ontology annotation, biological process: proteasome-mediated ubiquitin-dependent protein catabolic process; protein polyubiquitination. The record is from RefSeq and is a predicted model, not a curated record. Bases 394 to 3006 code for a protein of 870 amino acids.